UUUUAAGAGGGAGAGAGAGAGAGGGAGAUAGAGAGAGAUAGCUAUUUGUCUUAGACGGGAGAUUAUUUGAAAACAAUAGUAUUGAAGCAUAACAAAAACAGUAAGACUAUAAACCUGUCUGAUCAGUUUUGUCAUGACUUAAAAAGCCCACUAGUUAUUUGUUAUUAAUGUUGUUUAUCUCAUCGGUUUCAGCUUUGUUUUACUUUUGAAAACAGGUAAUUAAAUUUAGUGUAAAAGUCAAAAGAUGUUUCUUAAGCUUCUUUCCAUUCCAUAUAAAUAGUCAAAGGAUUGUACUAUCUGCUCAUCAAUCAAAACACAAUCUCGAUAAAGACUCAUAUAUUUGGAGAAAUCUUUUUUUUUUCUUUUUUCCUUAUCUCAUAAUGUCUAUUAAACAUGUUUUUUUCUUUAUGGUGUUUGUCUGUGUUGUAGUCUCUGCCAAUGCUCAACUACCCCAGUUUCCCAUCCCUUUUCCUUUUCCACUCCCAUUUCAACCAAGUCCCGGUAUUCCCGGACUACCUGAUGUAGCAAAAUGUUGGUCUUCAGUGAUGGAUAUUCCAGGAUGCAUUAUAGAGAUUUACACAUCCAUACUCACAGGACAAUUCGGACAUAUAGGUCCUUCCUGUUGCAAAGCAUUUUUGGAAGCCGAAGCCAAUUGCUUACCGAAACUUCCAUUCAACCCACUAUUUCCUCUCAAAGAACAAUGUUCAAGAAUUGCUAACGCAGCUCCUCCUACCACAAAAUAGGGUUUUACAUUAGUAGAAGUAAUAGCUAUGUUGUUUUUAUUUUUCAAGGUAUUUUAACAUUUUAGCUAAAUACUACAAUGUUAUCCUCCAAAAAUACGAUUAUAUAAACAGCAUUUUAGAAAUAAAAAUAUUCCUGCAUUUCCUUUUAUAUUAACCAUGCGGUUCAUGACUGUGAAGAUUCUAAACUAAUCUUACUUAUAAAACAUACUUAAAUUAUACUACAAACUAAACUAUACAAUUUAAUAUUUAGAAAGUUCAUGGGUUGCAUCUACAAAAUAAAUAUAAAGAAGAAUAGAGGAGAAUGAUUGAUUUAAGAUCCGAGUUUCAUAUUACAAUAAUCUGAAAGAAGUUUAUUCAUAACUUCUAUACAAGUUGUAUAAGUUUCCCAUCUUUUUCUGUUUUUUUUUUGUUUCAUAAAAAUAUCAUUUUUUGUGUGUUUUAAUGUAACUUUACAACUUCUGUAUCUACAUAUAUAAAUUUAUCAAAUGUAUAUUAUAUAUUAAAGUAUGAUUAUUUUUAUUAUU
Messenger RNA from Brassica napus (rape), 1267 nucleotides. RefSeq lists its product as uncharacterized. The record is from RefSeq and is a predicted model, not a curated record. Lineage: Eukaryota; Viridiplantae; Streptophyta; Magnoliopsida; Brassicales; Brassicaceae. The transcript has a single exon. The coding region runs from base 381 to 743 and encodes 120 amino acids. Gene Ontology annotation, cellular component: extracellular region; vesicle. Gene Ontology annotation, biological process: double fertilization forming a zygote and endosperm; regulation of protein localization to cell surface; regulation of double fertilization forming a zygote and endosperm.